AUGAAAUCAUUCGAGAUCAUUGCCCCUUACUUUGCUUGGGUCAACAAAGAGAACUUCCCAUAUAUUGUCCAAGUUUAUGGACAAUUGGAUAUCCCAUUCUGGGACGACUAUUCUGAAUCCUUUCAUCAAUCUAGUACCGAUGUAAUUCAAGCCUUUCAAUCCUCGUUCAAGUUUCUUGACUUGACUUUUCGUCCGUUUCUGCAGCUACUUUUCAUCAUCUUCAGUGGCCUGUUCGAGGUUCUUUUGAAGCAGGGACUGAUCAGUUUGCAAAAGGGUUCUACACAAGCGAAAGCAGGAACGAUAUGGUUCUACAACUUCCAACGAAGCUUGACAAAAGAGCAAGUUCUGGGGGAAAUCGGGAUCGUGGGCUUCUUUUUCGGUAUUUACUUUUUGAGAAAGUGGUUGAAACGCCAAACGUAUUGGGCUCGAGCCACAAAAUGGUUUUCCAAUCAGAAGAAGAAGGUCAAAAAGUCCUACACAAAUGCUGUCAAACGACUUUCCAAAGUUUCUCUUGUUCUUGCCAUGACCGUACCGCAUCUCUUUUUCCUCGGGAUUGUCGUAGCGUCAAAGAUUUUGAUGCCUCGUGCUCUUGAAUGGGUAGUACACGAGACUUACACGACGACCACAAUGUCCUUGUGCUAUCCAUUUUUCUCCACUCUACUAUUGAUACAUGGUCGAAGACAGGAAGACAAGAGUCCCGAUGAAAACACGACUCUGCUUGCCAAGGAUGGUGAGAUAUCAGCUGGAAAGGCAACAAAGAGCAAAACUGUGGCUGAAUUGAAAGUAUCAUCAACCAACAAGUCUCGAAUGAACAAGAAGACUUCAGAUGGAUCUGGACGAACGGACUCGGCAUCGUUUUGGCUGCAAUACUGGAUCACGUAUUCCAUCAUCCAAGCUUUUGGCCAGUUCUGUCAUAUGGUUCCAGUGUUUGGUCGCUUUGUAGCCAAGCAUCCUUUCUUUCAGAGUCUAUCAGCCGAAUUCAAGCUCUUCUUCUUCGUUUGGAUCUUCACAAUGGAAGCACUCAUGGGCGGCAAUACCGAGGAGGCCUUCUUGGCUCAAGCUACGCCCUUGAAACUGACAACUCGAUACUUAAAUCCGGUCAUUUUGGACCUGGAUACGGUUGUGUCGCAGGCAAUUUCUGCUGCAAAAUGGAAGAAACUAGUCUUCUCCAAGGCACAAAGAGUCCUCGAUGUCUUUGUUAUGGUUCGCCUACUGUCAGAAGAAAGAAAAGACUGGUUGUUACACAUCCUUGAAGAAAGUCGUGUUCUCUUGAUUCCUUCCAUUACGUUGAUGAUGCCCAGCUUUGCAACACAGUUUGGAGUUGCUUACGUCCAAUACAUUGUUCCAAGUGCCAAGUCUGCUCAUGCUCGUGGAGCAAAUUCGCAACUCAUGUUCCUGCAAUACUGGGUAUUGCACUGUAUUUUCUUGGGCCUCUUGACAUGGCUGGCUCCGUUGCUUUGGUGGAUCCCAUUCUCCACACAUGUCAUGUUCAUUGCAUGGUGUAACUUGAGCUUUCCGAAGACUAUCGACAAAUACUAUGGAGUGCUCGAGAUGGAGCUCAUCACCUUUGGAAUUCUUUCUGGAACUUCUGGUAUUGCAGUCAAUGACACCCAUACUGCGCAACUUAUAAAUGCCAUAUCCAAGCGACUACCCAGCGCUCAGGAUGGCGACAGCAUAAAGUCGGCGACGGCAACAGACGGAAAACAAGCGUCAAGUGUAUCAGUGCCGAACUUGAGGAGCGAAAAGUCGGUAACCUCCCUUUCCUCCGCUCGUGAAAAAGACGCAAACAGCACAUCGCCAGGGGCCGGUGAUGCCAGUGUUGCGUCGAGUCCUUUACCCUAA
Molecule: messenger RNA, 1842 nt
Organism: Cylindrotheca closterium
Lineage: Eukaryota; Bacillariophyta; Bacillariophyceae; Bacillariales; Bacillariaceae
Source: the annotation of a GenBank genome assembly